CGACAGACUUGAAAACUUUUAAAGAAGCCAACCAAAUUUUUCGUGCAAUGGCCAAACUAAAGUCUCGCGCACAGCAGUUUGCUGACUUGGCUGAUCCAACUCCACAAGGUAGGUUUGCCUAUUGUUGUAUUACAGAGGCAAUUCAAUUAAUUCUCUUUAGAUUUUGAUCCUGAGGAAGAUCAUCCACCACAAGACAGCGAGGACAGCGACUCUGGUGCAAGCGAGGAGGAUCUAGCUGGCACAGAACACUAUGCAGCCGUCAGGUAGGUUGUCGAAAUAUUAAAUGCAUCUUCACCUCUAAAUCGAAUGUUGUAGCAAAAGCAAGUUGCGCAAACCCGAAGAAAUCUCACUUGGUCCUCAAUACGCUGGUUCACGAAUAAGUAGGGAGGCAUUACUCGAUGGGAAUAGCGGUGAUGAAGCUGCUGGGGAUUCAGGGUCUGAAGGGGACGAUUCAAGUACAAAAUAUGCGAACCCAGACGACUCCGACCUCGAUAUUGACGAUGAAGAUGGAGAUAUAGACAGCGACGAAGCUUUUGGGGAGAGUGAUGCAGAAAAAUUCGACAAAUUCGUGUUUCGAGGAAGCGGCAAACCCAAGGUUCCGAAUAGUAAAGGCGGAAGGGCCACAGCGUCGGAUUUCAUGUCAGAGGAUAGCGAGAGCGAAAAGGACGAUGACGACCAGGAUGGCGCGUCAGAAACUGACGAAGAUGUACUGGAUACCGCUGAACAACAUGCGGAUGAUUCUGAAAACGAAGUCUUCUCGACUGCUCGUCAAUUUGCAGGGAACGGAACGGACGAGACUAACGAGUCCGAUUCUGGUGACGACGAAGUCAUUGGCGAGGACGAAAUUUUGAGCGACGAUUCUCAAAGCAAUGGAGAUCAGGACGGAGAUGACCAAGAAGAUGCAGAGGAGGAGGAAGAUGAAGAUGAAAACGAAGAAGAAUCAGACGAUGGGGAGGCCAGCCGCGCGGAACUACGGAAAAUCAUGAAUGAGGAGCAGAAGGAGGUAGUUGCCACAAUAUCCCAAGCCGCAAAAGCAGAUGCGGAUAAGGGAAAUGCUGUCAAACUUCAAAGAAAGUCAUUCGACUCCCUCUUGAGCGUUCGAAUGGUUCUACAAAAGGCUCUUGUCGCCACCAAUUCUAUGGCAACUAUAGAUGAAAAAGACCCGGAAGGAAAUGAACCGUACGAAGCGGCUGAGCAAGCAGCCGUUAAACUCUGGAACACAUUAGAUGGACUUCGCCAUGAACUUUCGAAAUCAAGAACCGAUUUUAAAGCAGGCCAGAAGCGAAAGCUGGUAGACGUCUCAGCACCAUCAUCCAAAUUCUGGGAAAAGAUGCAAAGUUCCGAAGUAUCAAUGAUUGAUGUUCGACAAACUACUUUGGAGAAAUGGUCUUCCAAAGUCCGGGGCACAACUGCAGUACCUUUGACGAAGAAACUUAAUCCCACCGUCACACAAUCCAUCACUUCUGUUUUACAGGAUCAGCUUGCAAGCUCAGAACACUUGAUCAAGAAGACAAAGAUUCCUCGAUCAUGCGCUCCAAUUCAAAGGGAUGCCAAAUUAGCUGAGGAUCCGGAUAUCUACGAUGACGGAAAUUUCUAUCAAAUGCUCCUGAAGGAACUGGUUGAUCAAAGAAGAGUGGAAUCACUCAAUGCUCCAGCUCCUGGCGUGGAUACCGCUUUACAAUGGACAGCUGUGAAGGAAGCGAAGACGAAGAAGGUCGUUGAUACGAGAGCUAGUAAGGGUCGCAAGUUGAGGUACACAGUUCAUGAGAAGUUGCAGAAUUUCAUGGCGCCUGAGGAUAGAACGGGUUGGGAGCCGGAAGCUAUCGAUCGCUUCUUUGGAACUUUACUUGGGCAAAAGAUGACUUUAGGUGAGGAUGUGGAGAUGGAAGAUGAUGAGGAUGAUGGGGUAUCGGUUGAGGAGGAGGGGUUAAAAUUGUUUAGAUCUGCUGUUUAG
Messenger RNA from Hymenoscyphus albidus, 1954 nucleotides. Lineage: Eukaryota; Fungi; Ascomycota; Leotiomycetes; Helotiales; Helotiaceae. The record is from the annotation of a GenBank genome assembly.